Mercurialis annua (annual mercury) is the source of this 1082-nucleotide messenger RNA. Its product is annotated as transcription factor ILR3. Lineage: Eukaryota; Viridiplantae; Streptophyta; Magnoliopsida; Malpighiales; Euphorbiaceae. The coding region runs from base 180 to 866 and encodes 228 amino acids. Gene Ontology annotation, molecular function: protein dimerization activity; DNA-binding transcription factor activity. The transcript has 5 exons. The record is from RefSeq and is a predicted model, not a curated record. Gene Ontology annotation, biological process: intracellular iron ion homeostasis; regulation of DNA-templated transcription.
UCUCUCAAUUUUAACCCGACACAAAAUUAUAGCAACGCUCUAUAAACGAAAAUACCGUUAAAAAAGAAUAAAAACUAUUACUAAUUCCCCCAUUUUCUUUUCUUUUCUUAUCAGCCAAACACGCCACAACCGGUUCAGCCGGCGAUUCGGAACGUAAUUUUCCGGCGAAAUUAGGAAAAAUGGUGUCACCGGAAAACACGAAUUGGCUGAUGGAAUAUGGGCUGAUCGAUGAUAUACCUGUUCCUGGCUUCUCUUGGCCUGUGCAAACCCUAAAUGGUUCUUCUAAUGUCAGUGCGGAAAUUGAUGGAUCGUUUGGGGAUGUUGACACCCAUAAGGAUUCCAGCUCCAAGAAGAGGGGCAGAUCUGAAUCAUGUAGUGCUUCUAGCUCCAAAGCAUGUAGGGAAAAGCUGCGGAGGGAUAGAUUAAAUGACAAGUUUUUGGAAUUGGGCUCUAUCUUAGAGCCUGGAAGGCCCCCUAAAACAGAUAAGGCAGCAGUUCUAAUUGAUGCUGUCCGAAUGGUGACUCAGUUACGAGGUGAAGCUCAGAAGCUGAAGGACUCAAAUUCUAGUCUUCAGGAGAAGAUUAAAGAAUUGAAGACUGAAAAGAAUGAGCUUCGAGAUGAGAAGCAGAGGCUGAAGGUGGAGAAGGAGAAGUUAGAGCAGCAGCUGAAGGUUGUGAAUGCACAACCGAGUUUUAUGCCUCCUCCUCCUGCAAUGCCUGCAGCAUUCGCUGCUGCUCAAGGCCAAGCAACGGGAAACAAGUUGGUGCCUUUCAUUGGUUAUCCAGGAGUAGCCAUGUGGCAGUUUAUGCCGCCUGCUGCCGUGGAUACCUCUCAAGAUCACGUGCUUCGUCCUCCUGUUGCUUAAGCGCACAACCGAAAAAUGCAACCUACAAAUGCUCCGGGUUUGCAUUUUGCACCAAAAAAAGAAGUAUUUGUUUUGUCAUUGUUCUUAUCUGUAUUAGUUUUGGAGUCCGGAGUGGAUUGGUGGAUGAUUGACCAUAUAUCCGAUCUGAAUUUCUAUGUUUUAUUACUGGUGCGCAUGUAUAUUUCAAUAAGUUCUAUCUAGCAAUGUGUGUUUUUA